Molecule: messenger RNA, 3906 nt
Organism: Dermacentor silvarum
Lineage: Eukaryota; Metazoa; Arthropoda; Arachnida; Ixodida; Ixodidae
Source: RefSeq, a predicted model, not a curated record
CUCGGUAACUUCCAGGGAAAAAUGGUGCGCUGCAUGGUGUGCCCUUGCGCUCCAUGGUGAACUGUUUACUUCAGGCAGCUGCGAAGUUUACACGUUGGUUCUUUAUUCUAUGGUUUACAUGGCUCGUGUAGUCAGUGAUGUCGGCUGUCUUCAUAGCUUUCGGCUCCCCGUGCAGCGAUCGCGCCUGCACGCUAAGCAGCCUGCCUAAAGGCUGAAAGACUGGCAUAACAUCCGCGCGCAGCCGCGCUGUUGCCGCAGCGCCAUGGCGUUCAUGGGCAAAUUUUCCAAGUGCCCGCUGUGCCACAAGGAGUUCAGCACGUCGGGCAGCCUCUCCAAGCACAAGCGACGCGUGCACAAGGUGAUGCCCGAUCCGACAAGGGCCGCUCGCGCUGGCCGCGAAGUGAGGUGUGGCGAGCAAGACUGCACCUACGUUGCUACAAGACGCGACGACAUGCGUGACCACUUGGUAGUCGAACACGGCCUCUCGCUGGUUGAAGUGCAGGAGGAAUUCGAGUCGAUGAAGGACUUCCGCGAGUGGAUGGACCUCGUGUCGCGCGCCAAUCGAACGCAGUUCGCGGCGCGGGCUAGUGACACGCAGGCCCGGGCAACUGUCCAUCGCUACGUCUGUCACCGUUCCGGGCUGAGCAACCUCAAGACUACCGCGCGGCGGCGCCGGAUAAAGUCGCAGGGCUCAUGCAAAAUGGGCAGCUGGUGCACCGCGUACCUGAACGCCCGCGAGUGCCUGUUGACAGGUGCGGUGCGCGUCAACGGUUGUUUGACGCACUAUGGCCACGACAUGGACGUCGUACACCUUCGCAUCUCUGCGGCUGACCGGCGGGCCAUAUUGGCCGAGAUUCGUCGCGGUGUGCCCUUCGACCGUAUCCUCGAGAAUAUUCGCAGCGAUUUUCCGCAGGACGCACGGGAAAUAACGCGCAUGCACCUCAUCACCAUGGGCGAUAUCCGUAACAUCGCCGUCUCUGAAGGUCUGCUCUCGUGGAAGCUGGACGUGGACGACGACCGGAGCGUUCGCAAGCUUGCCGCCCGCUUCGCGGCCCAGUCUUAUAGCCCGAUCCUUCUCUACAAAUCCCGGGGCACCCCUGCAGACGCCCCCGCGGAAGCUGAUGCGACGGCUAUCGGCAGCUUUCGGGGUUUGGCCGAGGAUGACAUUGCACUUGUGAUUCAGACGCGCUACCAGCGGGAUCUGGUCAGCAGGGACCCCGCGCUCGUGUGUGUCGAACCGGUGACGGGUCAUAGCUCCGAGUACACGUUGCUGGCGCUUCUAGCCACAACAGACGCGGGCCUGGUGGUCCCUAUCGCCUGGUGCGUCUGCGGCGCCGCUAAUCCGGCUGUCGUGGCCGCUUUCUUCCAGGUCGUUCAUCAGAACAUGGGCGACUUCACGCCGCGAUUCUUCAUGUCUGAGGACACCGAAUUCUACUUCAACGCCUGGCUGGAAGCUUUCGGUGCCGAACCACGGCCGCACAAGGUUCUUUCGUCGUGGCAUUUACAGCGCGCAUGGACUGAAGCCGUCAACACGUGGGUUCGCGGCCGGGAGAAGCAGGCAGCUGUAAACAGGUCGCUAGAACUACUCGUGAACCAGGAGUCGGUCGAAUCUUUCCAGAAGAUGCUGCGCCGGGUCAUCAACAUGCUCAAGAUGGACAGUGACACUGCCAGUUUUGGUGACGUGUUUGAAUCCACUUAUGCUGGACGGCCUGAGCAGUGGGGAAGUUGCUUUUUCAGGGACCUUGAUAUCAACAUUGAAGAUUUCCACACAUUGUUCAGGCGCAUUGCAAGCCGCCUAAAAGUGAAGAGAUUGGACAAGAUAGCCCAUAAUCUGCUGCUUGCCUCUGAAUCAAAGCAGUAUGAGAACUACAUGAAAGUUGUCCGUCAAACACAGCCUGAUGCGGAAAGCUCAAAAAAGCAGAAGGCUGCACCUCUUUUAAAUGAACUAAUUCAUUCUGCUGAUGGAGUGCCAGUUGAGGUUGUGUCCAUUGAUACAAUGGACAUUGCUGAAACAGUGUCUAUUGACACAGUUACCUAUGAGGCAAUGACCACUGGUGGGAUGCCAGUUCAGGUAAUGCCUGUAGAAGAAGUGCAGGUGCAUGAGCUACAAUCUGAUGAUCCACAGAUUGAGACCAUAUGCAUCGAAGAGGUGCAGGUUGAAACUUUGCCCAAGCCGAAAGUACCUUUAGAUGCACCAAACUUAUCAGGACGUGAACAACCUCCUUUGAAGCCGAAACGUCCUGGUCGCAAGUCCACGCACCAGAUGGCACUGAAAAUCUUGGAAGCACAUCAAGAAGCACUGAACAUGUCUCCAGAACAUAUUGUUCACGUAACUGACAACCAAUGGAAAGUGAUUGAUGAAGGUGUCCCCUACGAUGUCAUUGAGGUGCUCGGUUGCUGUAAGGCCAAUUGUCAACCUCGCUGCAGUCAAUGCAGUGCUUGCUCGCACAGGUACAACUGCAGUUGUGGCUGCACGUACAUGUGUCGGCACAUCCAUGCAUGUCUCAUUCAUGCAAGUGAAGUCUUCACCGAGCCAGUGGGAAUGGCAGAGGAAGUGGUGAACACAAUGACACCUGAAGCAUUGGCUGAGAGCACAAGCUUUGCAUUUUCAAGUAUUGAGCCCACUGAAGAAGCAGCCAUGCAAGGAGAUAAGAAGAAGCUUGAAGUGCUUUGCGCCUUACAUAAGCUGAAUGAAACAUGUGUCCGUGCUGCGGAAAUACUGGCAACAAGAGAAGACUUACCAGUAACACACCAAGCAGACUACAUUUUAUCAACGCUGAAGGCAACGAGCACUGUGUUGGACACUUUCUGUCGCAGAGGCAUGACCCAGACUCCAAGAAAGCUGGCUGAUCACGACUAUGAAAGCACAAAUUAGUGUGGAGUUUGGAUUGCACACAUUAGUUUGAUUGUCCGUCUAUUUCAGGGGUCACUGCCAAGUUUAGAUGGAAAGAGAGGGUGUUGAGAGAUGUUUAGGCAACUUGUAAAUGAAGGACUCUGACACAAGAACUUGAGGACCAUGAUGCAGCCACGUGUUUGAGACCCCUGAUCUAGUUCCCAUGCACAUUCAGGUGUUGUUACACAAACUGUUGUCUUCCACUGAGUCACAACUUCGUCAAGACAACAGAGAACGUGGAUUGUGCUCACAUGCAGAAAGAGAAAGAACUCUGUGUAUGGCCUUGCAUAAUGUGUUGUGCACAUUGUUAGGUAGCUAGCAGCGACAUAUCUUGAUUGGUACUGUUCAGCUAGGCUUAAGGGCAACAGAGGUAGUUGUGUGGGCAACAGAGGUAGGUAGUGAAGCAGUAAAUAGGCCCAUGCCUAUUAAUGACCUUUAUUGAAAAAGCAAAGCAUGAGCUUAAAGUGUGCAUAACAAUCUCCACGUCAUGCGAGUGUUUAAUAGCCAAUUGGUCGGUUAGCCCCAGAGAAGGGCAUUGGAAAUUAGACCAUGUGCAUAAAGCAAACAGCAGUGCUAUCAUUGUUCACUUGGACGCUUUCCUGAUCAUGCUGCGAUCUUAGCUGCUACUUGGUGGGCCUGCAGUGCUGUCUACUAUGUCUGUCACCAGUGUGCAUGACUGCUAGAACUGGCCUUAAACUUGUCGCUUUGCAAUCAGCAGAGUCAUGUUUACUAGAAUUUUGUUUGCAAUGACUGUUGCCUGUAGUGCUUCAAGCCACUAAAUGCAAGUUUCCUGCCGCGAGUUACAGGUCACAUUGCCAGACAACGAUCAGCACACAUUGACUCGCUUAGUGCACACGUGUGCCCAUUUUGUGUAUGUCACCCAUUUUGCUGCGACUGCAGCAUUGUACGACAGCAUUGUAGCAUAGUGGGCGCGAGCAGGUGGCAAUUUAUAUCUAGUAAUGCCUGCAACUACCGAUUCGUAAAUAGUAUUAAACAAGUGUGACUGACUCAGU